Messenger RNA from Budorcas taxicolor (takin), 2251 nucleotides. RefSeq names its product WASH complex subunit 4-like. The annotation marks the transcript as partial. The transcript has 19 exons. Gene Ontology annotation, biological process: endosomal transport; endosome organization. The record is from RefSeq and is a predicted model, not a curated record. NCBI's taxonomy places the organism in Eukaryota, Metazoa, Chordata, Mammalia, Artiodactyla, Bovidae. Gene Ontology annotation, cellular component: WASH complex; endosome.
GGCUUUUUAUAUGCUUAUAGUAUUAGUACCAUUAUUAAAACCACAAUGAAUCUCUACAUGUCCAUGCAAAAGCCAAUGACCAAAACAUCAGUGAAGGCGUUGUGCAGGCUUGUUGAACUUCUCAAGGCAAUAGAGCAUAUGUUCUACAGGAGAAGCAUGGUUGUGGCUGAUUCAGUCUCACAUAUAACACAGCACCUUCAGCAUCAGGCUCUUAAUUCUAUUUCUGUGGCCAAGAAAAGAGUAAUUUCUGACAAAAAAUAUAGUGAACAGCGUCUUGAUGUGCUCUCUGCUCUAGUUUUGGCUGAAAACACUCUAAAUGGACCAAGCACAAAGCAGCGACGACUGAUUGUUUCUUUGGCAUUGAGUGUGGGCACACAAAUGAAAACAUUUAAAGAUGAAGAACUCUUUCCACUUCAAGUAGUCAUGAAGAAGCUGGAUCUUAUCAGUGAACUUCGAGAAAGAGUCCAGACACAGUGUGACUGCUGUUUUCUGUACUGGCAUCGAGCUGUCUUCCCAAUUUAUUUAGAUGACGUAUAUGAAAAUGCUGUUGAUGCAGCCAGACUACAUUACAUGUUCAGCGCUUUACGUGACUGUGUGCCCGCCAUGAUGCAUGCAAGGCAUUUGGAGUCCUGUGAGAUGCUUCUCGAUUGCUAUGACAAGGAAAUUACGGAAAUUUUAAAUGAGCAUUUGUUGGACAAGUUGUGCAAAGAAAUAGAGAAGGACCUGCGACUUUCUGUGCAUACUCAUUUAAAGCUGGAUGACAGAAACCCUUUCAAAGUUGGCAUGAAAGACCUGGCCCUUUUUUUCUCUCUGAAUCCAAUUCGGUUUUUCAAUCGUUUCAUUGACAUUCGAGCUUAUGUAACUCACUACCUAGACAAGACUUUCUACAAUCUAACGACAGUAGCUCUUCAUGACUGGGCUACUUACAGUGAAAUGAGAAAUUUAGCUACUCAGCGUUAUGGAUUGGUUAUGACAGAGGCCCAUCUUCCUAGUCAGACUUUGGAACAGGGCCUGGAUGUCUUGGAAAUUAUGAGAAACAUUCAUAUAUUUGUAUCUCGAUACCUCUAUAAUCUCAAUAAUCAAAUUUUUAUUGAACGAACAAGUAAUAACAAACAUUUGAACACUAUUAAUAUUCGGCAUAUUGCUAAUUCAAUUCGAACACAUGGCACAGGAAUCAUGAAUACAACAGUCAAUUUCACCUACCAGUUUUUGAAAAAGAAGUUCUAUAUAUUUAGCCAGUUUAUGUAUGAUGAACAUAUCAAAUCCAGAUUGAUUAAAGAUAUUCGGUUUUUCAGGGAAAUCAAGGACCAAAAUGAUCAUAAGUAUCCUUUUGAAAGAGCAGAAAAAUUCAAUCGAGGCAUCAGAAAACUUGGAAUAACCCCAGAGGGACAAAGCUACCUUGAUCAGUUCAGGCAGCUCAUCAGUCAAAUUGGUAAUGCUAUGGGCUAUGUACGAAUGAUAAGAUCUGGUGGCCUUCAUUGUAGCAGCAAUGCCAUUAGAUUUGUACCUGAUCUUGAAGAUAUUGUAAAUUUUGAAGAACUAGUCAAAGAAGAAGGUCUUGCAGAAGAAACAUUAAAAGCAGCAAGGCAUUUGGAUUCAGUCCUCAGUGAUCACACACGAAAUUCUGCUGAAGGCACAGAAUAUUUCAAAAUGCUUGUGGAUGUUUUUGCUCCAGAAUUUCGAAGGCCAAAGAAUAUACAUCUCCGAAAUUUCUAUAUCAUUGUUCCCCCUCUGACCCUCAACUUUGUAGAGCAUUCCAUUAGUUGCAAGGAGAAAUUGAAUAAAAAAAAUAAAAUUGGAGCUGCCUUUACUGAUGAUGGCUUUGCCAUGGGUGUGGCUUACAUUCUGAAGCUUUUGGAUCAGUACCAGGAAUUUGACUCACUUCACUGGUUCCAGUCUGUUAGAGAGAAAUACCUGAAGGAGAUGAGAGCAGUUGCUAAGCAACAGAAUGUACAGUCAACUAGUCAGGAUGAAAAACUACUACAAACCAUGAAUCUCACUCAGAAACGACUGGAUGUUUAUCUACAGGAAUUUGAAUUGCUGUAUUUCUCACUGAGCAGUGCAAGAAUUUUCUUCAGAGCUGACAAGACUGCAGCUGAAGAAAACCAAGAAAAGAAAGAGAAAGAAGAAGAGACUAAAACAAGCAACGGAGACCUGUCCGACAGCACUGUGUCUGCAGAUCCUGUUGUCAAAUGAUACUGAUGGUAUGCGUUGCCCCUGUGAGAUCAUCAGAAUUGUACGUGAAAUGGAU